AUGGGCACCGACGAUGUAGUGCUCAUGCUGGUGGGUGCGACCCUCGUCUGCCUGAUGUUGCUGCGGCUCAUCGUUCUGGUCUUCUUCCACGCUCCGGCCAUUUGUCGAACAUUGAGGCGCUGGCUGACACAGCUGCUGCUGCCUCUGAACCCACGGAAGAAAAGUGCAGAGGAGCUCCGUUUGGCGGACGAGAUUCAGAGAGUACGCCUCGCCCUCUCACACCGUGCGCUGGCUCUGUAUGCUACUCUUUCUUGGGUCAUCAUGGCUGCAGCCGUGGUCAACAUCUUCCUGGAGAGCCCGCGAUACCUCAACAUGGAGGCGACCUGGCUAUUCCUGGCACUGAUGGCAACUCUGACGGUCUAUGCCUUCCUGCCUUGGACGCUCUGCCGCCACACGCUGGACUUUUGGUAUGCAUUGUUCACACUGGUCACCCUCCUCUAUGCAUCGCCGUGGUGCACACCUGUUGCGCGGAGCUUCGACGCGCUUCUGCUGUGCAUUUUUGUGCGUCUCCCUUCGUCAAUUAUGGCCACCAGAACCCUCUGGGUCGUUGUGGGCAACUCGCUCGUUUCCCUGCUGAUCAUCUUGAGGAACAGCAUCGACCCUGGUGGAGAGUCCGAACUCGAGGGGAACAGCUUCGCGAUCUCCUUGGUCAUCGGGAUUGAAUUCUCGAGCUUCUUCCUGGCUGUGGUCUUUGCUGCAGCCUUGACUGGUUGGAUGUGGCAACGCGCGGAGUUGGGGCGUGAGAACAGCAAAAUCUCCUCAGACUUGUCCGCGGUCUCCAUGCUGCUCAGGCUCAUGAGCGAUGCUGUGGUCGAGCUGGACCAGGACCUCCGGCUCCAGCGGCACUCGCCGGAACUGAGCGCGAUGCUCCUGCGCGACCGUCCCGGGUCCUCCCUGGAAGGGGUCCGCUUCACGGAGUUCGUCUAUGGCUCAGAGGCUGCAAGGGCCGCCGAGCUCUUGCAGAACCCGGCCUGUGUGCUGUCGACUGGCCAGGGUACGUCGGCGCAUGCCUUCCACACCCGCCUGGUCGACACCUUCACCAACAAAGUUUGCAUUGAAGUGUUCCACGUCCAGGUUCUAAGCUCCGAUGGAGAAGUGCGCCAUCUGCUUGGCCUGAGGGACUUCACAGACUCGGCUUCUUUGUCGGGAGAGCGUGCUACGGAUGCCAUGGAUCAGUCAUUGCCCAGCCCGAUGAGUCCUGCGAGCUUGGAUCAGAGUCCUGUUGCCUCCCACUUGCUUCCUGAAGUCAUGGAAGGCUGGCCAAGCCAGACGAGCAGCAGCUGGAGGCCCCAGGAGGAGCCCCCCAGGGGCCGGCAAGCAUUCCUGGAGGUGGAUAUGGAAGUCAAGGUGGUCCACAGCGCUUCUGCCUCAGUCGCCUUCUUGGCGGGAUCGGCGUUGACAGACUUCUUCACAGCACCCCACACCGUGCAGCUGCUACAGCGGAUCUGCGACGAAGCGCAGCGGGGGCUGGACCAGGAGGGCACCCUGCCGCAGAAGGUCUUCAACUACCAGGAUUUGCCGGUGCGCUGGAGCGCAGGCCAUUAUGGCACCAUCCAUGGGACCUUCCAGGUGGUCCAGAGCAGAUUCGGACGAAUCGGGGUCGUCAUCAGCUUCAGCGAGCCGAACCUGCUCUCACCCAUGGGCCGACGUACUUCCAAGUCGUCGGGCCGCUCUUCUGCGACGUCGAAGAAACAGCGCAGCUUUGGCACGAGUUCACAGCCAGCUCGCAGCCUGCGGCCAACCCACGCGCGGCUGUGA
Messenger RNA from Symbiodinium natans, 1758 nucleotides. The record is from the annotation of a GenBank genome assembly. Lineage: Eukaryota; Dinophyceae; Suessiales; Symbiodiniaceae.